CUUAAAGCGCCCGGAGCUGGUUAGGCAGCCCUGAAAAGCGUUGAACAACUUUAUUUAAUUGCAUGAUAGUUAAUUAAUAAACCCCCAUUCUAGGGUGGUUGUUGGGUUUGGGAUAGUGAUAUGUGAAGUUUUUCUCUAAUUAGUUUAUCAGAGAAACCUGCGUAAAAGUCGCCAAGACGCAACUUCUGCACUUGUAGCACAUUAUCUACAAGAUCAUGGGCCUGACCUGGCUUCAGUCUCACCUGUCCUGUUCGAACACCACCAUCAUCUCCUGCGUCCCAUAUCAACACGGUGAAGUGUGCUGAACGGGGCUGACAUUCCUGAGCCAUGCUUUCAGGUUCAUGGCGACGCUCCGUGGGGCAUCAUCAGCCUGCCGCCUCUCCUGUGACGACCUCUAGGGGGUUGACAGUAUGUGGUGUCCCCACUGGUACGGUAGUGCUCGAGGCCCAGUAUGACUACAACUACCGUGGCGCUGAUGGACAACAGGUGUCCAUAAGGGAAGGGGAGAGAUUCAUUCUCUUGAAGAAAACCAACAGUGAUUGGUGGCAGGUGAGGAGAAUUGGAGCAGCCAGCAAAACAAAGCCAUUGUAUGUUCCUGCUACAUAUGUGACAGAGGUUCCUGUCACGCCCAUGCCAUCACCGCAGCGCCUGGUCAUGUCUACUUCUCUCAACUCCAACUUCAGGGUUCUCCCUAAGGUGUCCCUCAGCUCCAGCCCUUCACAAACCUAUAAUGAACAGCAUCAAGUUUGCAAACCCAUCUCCCACUCCAUGGAAAAUCUUAACUCCCAUAGUGCCUUCCAGGGGUUGAACAACAACAACAUCAUCAAUGACAGUCUCCUGCUGUCCAGAUUCUCUCUUCCCUACAAACAUCCGUCCUCCCUGUCAGGACACCUGACGGUCCCAGGGUCGUUCACAAACUCCACGACUCAGUCGGCAACAGCAAAACCCAGGGUGGUCCCCAUGAUCACACGCAGCCAGAGUUCCAGUAACCUCUCUGAAAACCUGGUAGAGAACCCCUACGAUGAGGUCAGCGGUGGCUUCAGCAGUCACACCAGCCACAGAGUCCCAAAGAAGUCCUGCAGCCAGUGGGACAUGGUCAGGGCUUCUGACCGGAACAACCGUCUGCAGGUCCCUACAGAGUCCUAUCUGUCCCAGCUGUCCUGGCAACAUUCACCCCUGUACACUGAAAGCACGCAGACGGGGAGGCAGUUCCCACCACCCUGCCCUGCCCCUGGUCAACAGCCCAUUCAGGAGUCAGGCCAAAACCGGCCCGCUAGCUUACUAUAG
Molecule: messenger RNA, 1287 nt
Organism: Cynoglossus semilaevis (tongue sole)
Lineage: Eukaryota; Metazoa; Chordata; Actinopteri; Pleuronectiformes; Cynoglossidae
Exons: 6
Coding region: 328-1287 (319 amino acids)
Biological process (GO): regulation of GTPase activity
Cellular component (GO): cytoplasm
Molecular function (GO): protein binding
Source: RefSeq, a predicted model, not a curated record